GGAGCUCGUGUUUAAUCCAGAUAUGUCCUUUUUCCCUUUUCACAAGGUCCACCAUUUUCUUGGAUUUAUAUGUAUACCACAUGCUGUAUAUUGUAGUUGUAGACCACUAGAACCCCCUACCCCCCUUCUCACUUUAUCUCAACUCUCAAUUAUCACGUGCUCAAUUCAUCCAUUAAAGACACCUUUUUCUCUAUCACACAAAUUCAAAAAAUAUUAGACUUAUUCAAGCACAAGAAUUUGGUUAAAACUAUUCCAACUGUUUGUCCGCCUAACUUCCCUUUUCCCAUUUACUCCCAAAUUUGUUUCCCCAACUUUUAAAUAGGAGCAUUCAUCAACCACAAUUUUCAGCUCAAAACAUCUGCCCAAGGAAGGCUCUUUUUCCCCCCUAUUCAGUUUGUCAUUUCGUCAAACAUGUGGAGUACGAAGAACUCAUCCCAUGGCCAGGGGAAAGGGAAAGCGCUCGAGAUAUCGAAUUUCGCCCAAACCUGCAAUCUUCUCAGUCGGUACAUGAAGGAGAAGGGCACGCUUCGAGAUUUGAAUCUCGAAAUCGGUGGAAAAGUUGAAAGCCUCGAAGCUCUAGUGAAGCCUGGAUCAUCUCUUGUUGCGCCGACACCUGCGAGCUCCGAUUUAGCGAUAAACAGUGGGAAAUCGGCGCAUACGGCGUUGGAAAAUCCGGUGGAUGAUGCUUCCAAUAAAGCUAGCACAAGCAAAGAUGGAAGAAGCAAAGAUCCCAAGAGCGCGCAAUUGACCAUUUUUUACUCCGGGAAAGUGUUGGUUUUCGACGAUUUUCCGGCGGAUAAGGUUCGAGAAGUCGUGCACGUAGCGAAAAAGAGCAGUUCGAAAAUGUCUUACGGCAUCACAUCGAGCGGGGCCGUUCCGGAGAGACCGAACCCUGUGGCCUCGACGUCGGGUCCUCGAGAAGGGCUGCCGCCACGGCCUCAAGGUAAGCAGCCCGUUGGCAUUUCGUCGAACACCUGCAAGGAGAGGAUGAGUGGUAGCACAAAUGAAGCUGGGCCGUCGAGUUCGGAAGCUCGAGAAGAGCUCUCACCUACUACUUCUGAGGGUAGUGGAUCAGAUUUGCCAAUUGCAAGGAGAUCAUCGCUUCAUAGGUUUCUUGAGAAGAGGAAAGAUAGAGCUGCUGUCAGAGGGCCAUACCAUAAUCAAGAUCAUAUUGCCCCAAUCUUCAAGGGUUCGCGCGAUGUCUCCGGUGAUCCCGUUCAAUGGCUCCAAGUCUGCACCGACCUCGAGAACCUCAAGUCGACGAUGGGUUCAUUUGCUGUUCAUUUGGAACUAGCCCUUGUCGGAUUUGCUUCAAGUCUGCACCGACCUCUAGGGUUUUAGGGAUGGUUAGCAGAUUUUCGUAUUUUUUUUAUAAAUUUAAAAGAGCUUGACAAAAUGACGUCAUUUUACAUGACUGCUGGUGCAUCCACGACUGCAAAUUUUGGGAGACACGUCAUCUAAGAUUUUAUAGGGAUUGUCAACUCAUGUGCAAAUUGCAAUUAAAUCAAAAGGUGAUGUAUUGUGGAGCUAUUUUUGAAGGUCAUGUGCAAUAUGCAAAUUCGAUGAUAGUUCGUGUAUUUUCGGGCUAUUAAUUGUAACACCCCAAUUUUCUUAAACUUUUCAAACUAAAAACUUGAAGAACUAAUAGUUAAAAAUAAAAUUUCUUGA
This is a messenger RNA of Salvia miltiorrhiza (redroot sage), 1668 nucleotides long. Its product is annotated as jasmonate ZIM domain-containing protein 1-like. Bases 412 to 1341 code for a protein of 309 amino acids. The transcript has 6 exons. NCBI's taxonomy places the organism in Eukaryota, Viridiplantae, Streptophyta, Magnoliopsida, Lamiales, Lamiaceae. The record is from RefSeq and is a predicted model, not a curated record. Gene Ontology annotation, biological process: response to wounding; regulation of jasmonic acid mediated signaling pathway; regulation of defense response. Gene Ontology annotation, cellular component: nucleus.